Dioscorea cayenensis subsp. rotundata (Guinea yam) is the source of this 1840-nucleotide messenger RNA. RefSeq names its product ACT domain-containing protein ACR2. NCBI's taxonomy places the organism in Eukaryota, Viridiplantae, Streptophyta, Magnoliopsida, Dioscoreales, Dioscoreaceae. Bases 325 to 1746 code for a protein of 473 amino acids. The record is from RefSeq and is a predicted model, not a curated record. The transcript has 9 exons.
CUGAAAAAUAGCACAAGUUCCUUGCAUCACUGCCUGCCCAUGAAAACCAAAUCAUCACCAAAUCAUCUAACAAAAAUGCUCAAAAUAAAUAAGCAUCUCAAUCGCAAUCCAACCUUCUCUCCUUCUCCAUCUCCACUGAUCCCUCAAGCAGGGAUCUUUUCUAUGUCUUUCUCCCUCCUCCAUCUCCUCCUCCUCCUUGUUCUUGUUCACCUCAUUCAUGCCAUCAAGGCACUUAGUGUGUCUGAGAAGGUGGAAUAAAGCCAGACAACCCUGGCCUUUAUUACAUGUUACUUUGACUUGUACAUGUAAAUAGUAAUCUCAACUAUGAGUAUGAAGGAAGUCUGUUGCCCUUACUUUGAUCCUGAGUUCGAGAACCUCAACGAGAGGAUUUAUGGGCCAAGUUGCAGGGUAUAUGUAGAUAAUGAUUCUUGUGAGAAAUGUACAGUGGUGAAGGUUGAUAGCCUCAAUAAACAAGGCCUGCUUCUUGAAGUGGUACAAGUAUUGACUGAUAUGGAUCUUUUUAUUUCAAAGAGCUAUAUUUCUUUCGAUGCAGGAUGGCUCAUGGAUGUCUUUCAUGUCAAAGAUCAGCAAGGCAACAAGGUUACUGACAAUGGAGUUAUCAAUUACUUGCAGCAGUCCAUAGUUACAAGGAGAGAGCUUAAGAGCUCUGGAGAUCCAAAAGCCUGUACAGAGGAUGCUGUUGAAGUUGAACCUGAAUCCACUUCUGAGUGCACUGCCAUAGAGAUGAUUGGUACCAAUCGACCAGGAAUCUUUUCGGAGAUUUCAGCUGUCCUUGCUGAGCAAAAGUGUAAUAUCAUAGAGGCUCACGCAUGGAGUCACAAUGCUUGUGUCGCUUGUGUGGCAUAUGUCUCUGACGAGUCUACUUCGACUUGCAUUCAUGACCCCAGUAGACUAGCCACUAUUGAAGACCAUCUGUCUACUGUUCUUCGACCCACUACUAUCACUGAUGAUGAGUUUAAAGGAGCAAAGACACGGUUUCUUGGUUGUGAUAGCUCAACAAGUCAUAAAGAACAUCGGCUACACCAACUUAUGUUGGCGAACCGUGACUUUGAUGAGUCACCAGGCUCAGCAAGAGCAUCAUUCUCAUCGAUGGGCUCCAACGGUGAUGAAGAUGGGAGGAGGACAACAGUCUCUAUCGACCCAUUCAAUGAGAAAGGUUAUUCUUGUGUGAAUGUGGAGUGCCCAGACCGCCCGAAGCUCAUGUUCGAUAUAGUGUGCACACUUACGGACUUGCAAUAUGUUAUCUUUCAUGCUUCCAUCACUUCUCACGGGCUUUUCGCUUAUCAGGAGUAUUAUAUUCGGCACAAGGACGGCUUCAUUCUGAACUCUGAGCAAGAGAAGCAACGAGUUGCGAAAUGCUUAGAGGCUGCAAUCGAGAGGAGAGUUUGUGAGGGAGUCCGGUUAGAGUUAUGUGCAAAGACCAGUGUCGGGUUGCUACCUUACGUAACACGCAUUCUUCGGGAGUACGGGCUCACUGUGACUCGUGCUGACAUUGCAACCGACGGCGGGAAGACUAAGAAUGUGUUUUAUGUUCAAGAUAUUUCGGGUAAUGAAGUCGACAUGGACAUUCUGGAAUCAAUGCAGAAAGAAUUGGAGCCUUUGGCAUUCCAAGUUAAGAACGAAGUGCUGCGAAGAACAACGUCGAUGGAGAAAGAGAGUUUCUCAUUUGGGAGCUUGCUUAAAUCUCAAUUGGAGUGGUUUUCUCAUAAUUAUAUCAGAGAUUGAUCCCAAAUGAUAACUGAUCAUAAUACAUUUAUAGGUUUAUGUGUAACAUGGAAAAAAAUUUGUAUUUUUUUUUGGGAACUUGAUUUUGUAAAAA